UACACACUAUUUACAGCUAAUUAAUUCCACAUAUUUUCACCUGGUACUGCGUCAUGGUCCCGCGAGGUACAUUGGGUAUUCCCCCAGCCCCUGCACAGCGCCGCAACACGUACUGCAUAGGGGUGACCCGGGAUAAUAGUUGGGGUGGGUCGAUUAACUUAAAUAGUAACCCCCGCUAUAUCCCUCUCCACUUCUGCUAGCAUAAGAUUCCUAGCAACAACUCUGAUGCUCAUAAAUGUACAAGAUUAAUUUCUAAAUGGAUACCAGAUUCGAUUCAACAACUGUCCCCGAUACCCGGGUGGAGAGAGUGUGUUUAGAUCUCAAACAUGAGCAGAUCCACGGUUCUGUUUGAUUAACGAUGGUGACCGUGUGGAAGUACAGUUGCGUGAUCAUCUGCGCCUGCUUCCUGCACUCUUCCUGCUUGCAAGACCCAGAUGAGCCAAGCUUGUGGGGGAAGAAGGUGGACUUUCUGCUGACGCAGUGCCGCUUCUGGCAGCUGAGUCCCGCUCUGCUCAUCCCGGAGCUGGAGGAGUUCACGCUUUGCGUGGACCUGCGUAGUAAAAUCAGCACCAAAGAUUGGACGGUCUUCAUGUACAAGAGGCAUGGUGACUCCCAGCCGGAACUGGGGCUGUCCGGAAUGAGGGACAUGCUGCGGGUGUGGCUCUUUGGGACAGAGUGGCCCACCAACGUUACACUGUCGGAGGACAACUGGCACUCCAUCUGCAUGGUGUGGUCCGGCCGCCUGCACCUCUACGUUAACGGAGUUGAAGCCCCUGGCACCUACAUGUUAGAGUCAAGCCGCGGCGCCACCCGCCGCCUGGCACCCAACGGCACGCUGAGCCUGGGCACGUCCCACGGGUUCACUAACGGAGACAUGGUCCCCGAGGACGGCACCAGCUUCCUGGGCUCCGUGUCCGUGUUCCGCAUGUGGGGACACGAGAUCGACCCGCAGCAUCUUUCUGCGUUCAGGUGCGCUGAGGGCAACAUCAUACGCUGGAAUGCGCUGGACUGGGAUACGAAAGAGUGUCACGGAGUGUCUGACCCCAGCCUGCCGUGUGGUGACACUUCUCCUGUGACCCCACCAGUGAUCAUGUCCAGCACCAACAGACAAGAACGUCAGUCUACUGAGGAUGUGUCCAGCCUUCCUCCAUCUGUACCUGUCUCCACCCAUAUGACCCUGACCAGCUCCGUGGGACAUGAGUCUGACAGUUUCUUCAGGGUCAGCCUUAACGUGACCAUCUCUGACAUCCCACUAGACCCCCAGGACACCGUUCAGACCUGGCUGACUGAGACUUUAGAGGAACACCAGAUGACGGUUCUGAAUUUGAAAGUCACCUCCCCCAGGCGGCAGGAAUGGAUGAAUCUGGAGGUGGGGGAGUUCUCACAGCCUUCAAGCCACAGCUGUACUUUCCAAGUGCAGGUCACAGCACACUCAGACUUCACUGAAAGCGAGAUGCUGCUCCGAUAUCUCCUGGAGAAAGAAUACGGCCGGAUACGCGCGGAGCCCGAAAGCAUCCAGAUCGCUCUCAUAGAACCUGGGACGUGUCCAGAGCGCAGGCAACAGACAAGACAUGGUUUCUACAUUUGGCUACAAACUGCUGCUCAGAAAACUGCCACUUUGCCCUGUGAAUGUGACCCAGACAAGGCAGCCACCCGGCUCUGUGCCCUGGAUGCCAUAUCUGAACGGGCCAAGUGGUCUCCUGCAGAUCUCCGCUCCUGCCCGCUCAUUGCCAUUCCUGACCUUGAGAGUAUCUAUAUCUCACCAGAAAAUUCCAUGGAUGUGGUGGAGAUAAUCGCAAAUCUAACACGUGCCCAAACAUCCCUGAGUCCCCCUGACCUCAUCAUCCUGAUCACCAAGCUAGAGGAGAUCGUCGCCGUCGCCGUGGUGACGCCGCCUCUGGGGUCGGCCAUCAUCAACAUCAUCUCCAGCAUCAUGGCUUCCGACAGUGACCUCUCAGCCGUCACUAACAACAUUCUCAAUAUUACAGACAACAUCGGGAACAGCAUGAUCUACAGCGGGGAGCAGUAUGAUGUGAUAACCCCCAGCCUGGCCGUCUCCCUCCUCAACGUCAACUCCUCUCGGUUUCAGGGUCUCUCCUUCGGGGUCUCGUCCAUCUUGCAGGACAGUGGCCCCGAGAUCUUCCUCAACCAGGAACCUUUCCAAACCACCGUGGCCUUCAUCUAUCUGCCGCAGGCGGUGGGCCAGUAUUUCCCUGAGAGCACUGGGAUUCCGUCCCGAGUCCAGUUUCAUUUCUACGUCAUUUCGGAUCUCUUCACGGACAAGUGGAGCCAGAUGGAGCUGAACACCUACGUCGUGUCUGCCAGUGUCACAAAUGCCACCAUCAAAGACCUGAAGCACCCAAUCUUUGUGACUCUUCAACACCACAAAGCCACCCAGCCCAAGGACAAAGUGCAGUGUGUCUACUGGGAUUUCAGCAAAAAUGGCAGACAGGGUGGAUGGGAGUCCAGUGGGUGCAGAGAGAACCAGACCAGUGCGACCCAUACCACCUGCUUCUGUGACCACCUCACUCACUUUGGGGUGCUACUGGACGUGUCCAGGACUCCAGUGAGUGAGAUCAAUGAGAAGAUCCUGACUGUCAUCUCCUACCUGGGCUGCGGUGUUUCCUCCAUCUUCCUAGGCAUCAGUGUGCUGACAUAUGCGGCCUUUGGGAGGCUUCGGAGAGAUUACCCAUCAAAAAUCCUGCUUAAUCUGUCACUGGCCCUGCUGGGUCUGAAUCUCGUGUUCCUCGUCAACUCCUGGCUGUCGUCCUUCGGCUCUCGGGGCCUCUGUGUCGCCGUGGCCGCAGCCCAGCACUACACCCUCCUGGCCUCUUUCACCUGGAUGGGCCUGGAGGCCGUUCACAUGUACUUUGCUCUGGUGAAGGUCUUCAAUGUCUACGUCCCCGCCUACAUCCUCAAGUUCUGCAUUCUUGGCUGGGGUCUCCCGUUGGUGAUCGUCAGCCUGGUGUUAGCAGUGAAGAUGGAUGCCUAUGGCAGUGCUCUGUAUCAUGAAAAUAUUCAACCGCUGGAUGGAUCUGAGCAGUUCUGCUGGCUGCAGGAUGAUGUUGUCUUCUACGUGUCUGUGGUGGCCUACGUCCUCCUGAUUCUGCUGUGCAACAUCUCAGUGUUCGUAGUGGUCUUGGUCCAGCUUUGCAACAUCCAGCCUCCUGGCAGUCGCACUGGGCUCCUGCGUGACCUACGGGGUGUGACCAGCCUCACCUUCCUGCUGGGCCUCACCUGGAUUAUGGCCUUCUUCACCUGGGGCCCUGCUAAGGUGCCGCUGCUCUACCUCUUUGCCAUCCUCAACAGCUUGCAAGGGUUUUUUAUUUUCGUCUUCUACUGCUUGAUGAAGGAGAGUGUGCAGAAGCAGUGGAGGAUCCACCUCUGUUUCGGCCGCUUCAGACUGGCAGACCACUCAGACUGGAGCCAAACGGUGUCCGGGGGUGUGAAGACAAGGCUGCACCCACUGGUCCAUACUCCCUCGGUGAAGUCUGAGAAAUCGGAUCACUCCAGCUCUACCAGCAGCAGCUCGGGCUGCACCCAGUAUGACCACCAGCCCGGCUCGCUCACGAGACUCACUAAAGGAUUGUCCACAAAGGCCCUGGUGUUGCCACGAGCCCAGUUUCGCUCCUCCCCUCUCUCAUACCCAGAAUGAAGCUCACAGAAGGCGCCUCCACAGCUUACUCACCCUCUGAAAACCCUGCACUGCUUCAGUCAUGUGCCCCAGGCAUGCUUUCUGUGAAGGGUGGAAAUGCACUGAUCACACCAUGCCUGGGUCCCGAUUAAAGGGCUUAAAACUGCGACUGAAUCACAUUACAGACCCUCCUAGUCAAAUGUUCUCACACCACAUUCAACAGUCUGUGUUAAGCCCAAUUAAUACUUCACCUUUCUGCAUGCCGUUAUGAUCUGUGCACAGUGUGUGCCACAUAAAUGUCUUAAUCAUUGUUCUCCGGUGGAUUGACGUGAAGCCCAGAUUUUGGGUCUAGCAGGCUUUGUGCGUGUUGGUGUGUGUCGACUCUGUGUGAUUGACUCUGUGAUCCCAGUAGGUGGCAGCACUGACUUUCACAGAGCAGAAGUUAAAGAGGAGAGAGUAAAAGAAGAAGAGUAGUUGCAGUUAUGGAUGCUUUUGAUGAGUAGCUGUGAGGAGAUGCAGAGGUACCUGCAUAUACAUAUUUAACUCAUCACUGAGAGAGCACAACGAUGUAUUCAUAUACUAAAUUUGUGGAAGAAACAUAAAAUAGAAGAAGAAUAGAAAAAUAAUAGAAAUUCUAAAAGUGGAGAUGGAAAUAUCUGCCAUCUGCUGGUCAUCUGCUAGUAUGUAUACGGAGACAGCAGCCACCCUAUUACAAUAGUAAUAUGUACACUAGAGUCCACGCGCACAACUGUGUGUGAACCGUAAUAGGAAGCAGAAAAGUGAAGCAUGAACUUGGAAGUAAUGUGUCCCACGAAGGAAAAUUGUCCUUGGUGAAAAUUCCCUGAAUUUGCAAUUGCACAUGUCUGGUGUGGAUAAAUUCCCAAACCAAAAGCAGAAAUACUGGAGCAGUCUUGUUAUUUAUAAUCUUUUAUUUAAACUUAAAUAGUGAAAAACUCUUUGCAAUCACCAUAGUGUAACUGAAAUCCAUAGUGUUACUGAAAUGUUAUGUUUGCACAUUUUACUUUCUGUGAUAAAACUUGUUUUACAUAAUUGGUUUUUUACCAUAAUUGGAAGUACAAAACAUGAAAUAUGUUGGUUAUUGG
Paramormyrops kingsleyae is the source of this 4737-nucleotide messenger RNA. The record is from RefSeq and is a predicted model, not a curated record. NCBI's taxonomy places the organism in Eukaryota, Metazoa, Chordata, Actinopteri, Osteoglossiformes, Mormyridae.